Molecule: messenger RNA, 1431 nt
Organism: Betta splendens (Siamese fighting fish)
Lineage: Eukaryota; Metazoa; Chordata; Actinopteri; Anabantiformes; Osphronemidae
Product: alpha-crystallin A chain-like
Exons: 3
Coding region: 122-616 (164 amino acids)
Biological process (GO): protein refolding; response to heat
Molecular function (GO): protein folding chaperone
Source: RefSeq, a predicted model, not a curated record
UGACCAGAGGCAGAACCUAAAAGCGAUGGGAGGGAAAGGCCUAUAAAUGUAGAGUAGAAGAGCACAGCAGCACCCAAGUGAAACCGAGAACCUCAUUUUUCAUUACUUCUGACAGCUCAUCAUGGAUAUCCCCAUCCAGUACCCCUGGUAUCGGAGGGCCUUUCCGCAUCGGCUGCCCGACCUCUCCUUGACUGAGCCUCUCACGGACUGGCCCCUGAUGUGGCCCUUCUCCUGGUCCUUUCCCUGGAUGCGUCCUUUGUUCACGCGCUGGUUCAACUGGCCUGAAAAUGGUCUCAGUGAGAUGCACAUGGAAAAGGACUGCUUUGUCAUUUACCUGGAUGUAAAGCAUUUCUCCCCUGAGGAGCUGUCUGUUCACGUCAGCGACAAAUUCAUCACGGUGCACGCCAGACAUGAGGACAGGCAGGACGACCACGGUUUCGUGGCAAGGGAGUUCGUGAGGAAGUACAGGCUUCCUUCCGGCGUCUCGGCCGCCGACGUCACCUCCAGUCUGUCACACGACGGCGUGCUGACGAUCACCGCACCUCGAGCAUCCGCCGGCCAGGAGCGCAGCAUCCCUAUUACCUGUGAAGACGGAGCACAGAAACGGAAAAUGUAGAGCAGAGGCAAGACUAACACCACUGACCCGGUUAAACUAACCUGCUAGUUAGUUUGGCAGCCCCGCACACGUAUAGGCUAAUCAUAAACGUCUAACGUCUAACCCUCAUGUCUCACCAACACUAAUAUGGUAGCUCUGUCUCUCUGUGUGGCGGGUGCACUGGUGAGCUGCAGCCUAGUAAACCCGCUUUGCUAUCAUGACGGCCAAACGUAAUAAAAAAUACCUUGUAUAGAAAUGAGACGUUAAGGGCAUGAUGUGUUCACUGGCCCUGUAGUGACAUAAGUGGAAGUUCUUGAGACAAAUAAACUGAAACUAGCUUGCACCUGAUCAAUUUGAGGUAGCGGAAACGUGAAGAUGUGUUCACAUGGUGACAGGCUGACGUUGUUGUUAGUGUCAGGGUGGGUGUGAGGAAGGACGCCUGUAGUUUGUUUAGAUUAUAUGAGAAAAAGCAUCGAUUGCUGUAUGUUUAAUAGAAAGGACUCUGGAGGCGUUUUAAAUGUUAUCAAAGGACUCGGGACCAGGUCUGUAUUGCGUUGACAGGAAAAAAAGAGUGAAUGAGCAGGAGGGACAGCGGUGGACAGGGAGGUGCUGAUACAUGUUCUGGGAGAAGGACUGCUUUUAUCACUGGGCUCCUUUAACACUGGGGAGCAUCGACUCUGAGCUGCUAAGGAUAAUGUGUUUGUAUGUGUGUGAGGGUAAGUGCAUUAGUGCUUGUAGAUGCAAGAGCUGCCUCUCGACAUUAUCCUCUUCUAUUGGCAACAACUCUCCAGCAUAUUAACACAAAAACACAAGAUAGAAUAAACCCUGAAACUCUG